Molecule: messenger RNA, 843 nt
Organism: Lasiodiplodia theobromae
Lineage: Eukaryota; Fungi; Ascomycota; Dothideomycetes; Botryosphaeriales; Botryosphaeriaceae
Exons: 1
Coding region: 1-843 (280 amino acids)
Source: RefSeq, a predicted model, not a curated record
AUGUCGUCCGACCAAAUCCUCGGCUACACCACAGGGCCCAUUCCGGCCACCGCGGCCUUUACCUCCGCCUUCGUCAUGCACGCCUCCGAGUACGGCGGUACGCUCCAGUCCAUGCUCGACGGGCUCGAGCUGGACCGGCGCGUCAUGAUGGACCAUGACCCGGCCAACAUGUACAUCAAAUACGUGCCCGCGCGCAUUUCCUCCUCGCCGUCCAGCAUCGACACGCACCUCCUCACCGGCGGCGCCUACCUCUUCACCACGCCGGCCGCCUGCGCCUCCUUCGCCUCCUGGACCACCCACACCUUCCGCGACCCCUCGACCGGCGUCAAGUUCUGGGACCGCCCCAUCUUCCACCACGUGCGCCGCUGGUCCUGGGACGUCGUGGGCGCCCACAACCUGACGCUGCCCGCCCGCCACGCUCUGAGCCGGGUGCAGCAUUUCUCCUACGACGGCGACGACAGCAGCCUCAUCGACGGCCCCACGGCCGUCCGCGACGCGCUCGACGCCGCCUUCCCGGCCCUCCUCAACGCGGCCCGCCAGCAGCGCGGCGCCGCCGCCUUCUGGCUGCUGCACUCCCCGGACGAGCGGCUGAUUGCGACGCACAUGGUUUCCGAGCGGCUGGAAGACGGAGAAGAAGACGUCGACGCGGCCGUGGCGCGGCUGGAGGCGAUGCCAUCGAUUGGCGCCGAGCUGCUGCUGCCGCUGCUUCCGGUCAAGUGUGAGAGCGCCUUCGACCGGACCAGCCCUUUCAUCCAGAACUGGCUGCCCGUGUCGCGCGCCGCCGGCGGAGUGCCGCAGCAUACGCCCAAUUUCCCGGCGCUGCCGCAAGUCACUGUCCAGUGA